Cryptotermes secundus is the source of this 7546-nucleotide messenger RNA. Its product is annotated as NAD(P) transhydrogenase, mitochondrial. Gene Ontology annotation, molecular function: NADP binding; NAD binding. Gene Ontology annotation, biological process: proton transmembrane transport; NADPH regeneration. The record is from RefSeq and is a predicted model, not a curated record. The coding region runs from base 372 to 3656 and encodes 1094 amino acids. Gene Ontology annotation, cellular component: mitochondrial inner membrane. Lineage: Eukaryota; Metazoa; Arthropoda; Insecta; Blattodea; Kalotermitidae. The transcript is spliced from 21 exons.
UCAGUUAUGAUCAGUUCAUUGGACCAGAGCAGCUGUGUGUAAUGUUUUGAUGCUGUAUGAGUGUUGUUAGUGUGUCAGUGGUACUUUAUGUCGUGGGUAUUUUAAUUUGAAUUUGGAAGAGUGAUUGUAUACCAUCUUGACAACGUGCACUGGAAACUGUGAUGGAAUAUACCUUGGGACUGAACCCAGGCCUCUGCAGUGAGAAGCUAACAGCUAAGGACCCGUGAUGUUAGCAUGGCUGUAGUAGGACGAGUACUGAAUAAUACAAUGUGGCAGGAAGUGGUGAUGUGAUAUUUGGUGACACUGUCCCAGAAUUUACCAGGAGGGACUGAAGCAAACCACAGAAACCUCAGUCAGAGUAGCAGCGACACAUGGAGCGCGGGCUGCUGGGACUCCACUUGCUGGUGACAACUGGUGGAGAAGGAGCGACCAGGUUGUUGUCUCUUGCUACUAAAGGAUGUGGGAGUGCCAUGGGCCGGGGGCCCCUACUGCUGCAGCACCGUCUCUUCUGUGGUCACUCCGGGCGACUCUUUCAGAAGCAGCAAGAAGUGGCCCCAAAAGCUGAUUUGAAACCUGUUCCUGGAAUUCCCUACAACAAAUUGUCGGUUGGUGUGCCGAAAGAGAUCUGGAAGAAUGAGAGGAGGGUGGCGCUGACACCCGCUGCUGUGGCGACCCUGGUCAAGAAAGGGUUUAGUGUUAAUGUUGAGGAUGGGGCUGGCCUGGAGUCCAAGUUUCUCAAUGAAGAUUAUGCUGGUGCUGGGGCCAAAGUUGUGGACAAGAAGACAGCCUUCCAUUCAGACAUUGUGCUGAAGGUUCGCCAGCCGAUGGUUAAUGAGGUGCAUCAGUUCAAGGAUGGAGGAACCCUGAUAUCCUUUUUGUAUCCUGGCCAAAAUAAGGAUCUUGUUGAUCAGCUCAUUGCAAAGAAACUCACUGCAUUUGGUAUGGACUGCAUUCCUCGCAUAUCACGUGCGCAGGUGUUCGAUGCACUGAGCUCUAUGGCAAACAUCACUGGGUACAAGGCGGUGAUUGAGGCAGCUAACCACUUUGGAAGAUUUUUUUCAGGUCAGAUCACUGCUGCUGGCAAGGUACCCCCUGCAAAGAUUCUUAUCAUUGGUGGUGGAGUGGCAGGCCUGGCUGCUAUUGGUCAGGCAAAGAACAUGGGUGCAAUAGUACGGGCUUUUGACACAAGAUCUUCGGUUAAGGAGCAGGUGGAAUCGCUGGGGGCAGAGUUUCUUGAAGUCUCUCUCAAGGAAGAAGGUGAAUCAUCUGGAGGCUAUGGUAAAGAAAUGUCAAAGGAGUUUAUUGACGCAGAACACGCACUUUUCGCCAAGCAGGCACGUGAUGUGGACAUCAUUAUCACUACAGCCCUUAUUCCUGGCAAGAAGGCUCCUCUGCUUGUUCUUAAGGAACACGUAGAGGCCAUGCGACCAGGGAGUGUAAUCGUGGACCUGGCAGCAGAGACCGGUGGGAACGUGGAGACAACAAGAGCUGGAGAGGUGUACGUGCACAAAGAUGUCAUCCACAUUGGGCUGACGGAUCUGUCAAGUCGCUUGCCAACACAGAGCUCCACCCUUUAUGCCAACAACAUAUCAAAGUUUCUGCUCAGCAUCGGUACAAAGGACCACUUUCAAAUCUCCCUUGAAGACGAGGUCGUGCGCGGUAGCAUCAUAGUGCAAAAUGGGCAGCUCCUGUGGCCCCCUCCUCCCCCACCAACACCUGCUCCUGGUGCUGCCCCAGCUCCAGCCCCUAAACCAACUGCAGAGAAGCCAGUUCCACUUGAGCCCAACUACUUUGCCAACACACUCAAAGAUGCUGCAAUGUAUACUGGAGGGUUGGGGGGGUUGCUGAGCCUGGGAAUGGUGUCGCCAAACCCUGCCUUCACAACGAUGAUGACGACAUUUGGACUGGCUGGCAUCGUCGGCUAUCACACUGUGUGGGGAGUGACCCCCGCCCUUCACUCACCACUUAUGUCUGUCACGAACGCUAUUUCUGGCAUCACAGCUGUCGGAGGGAUGUUGCUCAUGGGGGGUACUGCGUUGCCUGAGACAACACCACAGAUGCUGGGGGCAACGGCAGCUUUUGUUUCGUUCAUCAACGUGUUCGGAGGUUUCGUGGUAACACAACGCAUGCUGGACAUGUUCAGAAGGCCCACAGACCCGCCUGAGUACAACAUCUUGUACGCAAUCCCUGGAGCAGCUUUUCUGGGGCUCUAUGGAUGGGGUGCGGCAAAUGGUUAUGAUGAAAUUCACCAGAUGGCUUACUUGGCAUCAUCACUGUGCUGUAUAGGAGCUCUGGCUGGCCUCAGCACCCAGACGACAUCCAGGCUGGGAAACAGCCUUGGCAUGAUUGGUGUGAGUGGAGGUAUUGCGGCCACACUAGGCCACAUGGCCCCCAGUGUCGACGUGGUGACUCAGAUGGCAGCUUGUAUGGCAACGGGAGGUGUUAUAGGCACAACAAUCGCUAGGAAGAUUGAGAUCACUGACCUUCCCCAGCUGGUGGCUGGAUUCCACAGCCUGGUUGGACUGGCAGCUGUUCUCACGUGUGUUGCCACUUAUAUCCACGAAUUCCCGACAUUCGCAACCGAUCCUUCAGCAAAUGUGGUUAAGACAGCAACAUUCCUGGGCACAUACAUUGGAGGCGUGACUCUCAGUGGUUCACUGGUUGCGUAUGGCAAACUGCAGGGCCUCCUCAACUCAGCCCCACUGUUACUCCCUGGUCGACAUGCCAUUAAUCUCGGACUUGGUGCAGCUAAUAUUGGGGCAUUGGCUGUGUACUUCAUGGACCCCUCCAUGUCUGUUGGACUGUCCAUGCUUGGUGCCACCACUGCUCUUUCUACAGUCAUGGGCGUCACUUUGACAGCGGCGAUUGGAGGAGCUGACAUGCCAGUGGUCAUCACGGUGCUCAACAGCUACUCAGGCUGGGCCCUUUGUGCUGAAGGCUUUAUGCUCAACAAUAAUCUGAUGACGGUAGUUGGUGCCCUCAUCGGUUCUUCUGGAGCCAUCUUGUCCUACAUCAUGUGCAAGGCUAUGAACCGGUCACUGAUAAAUGUGAUCAUGGGCGGUUUUGGAACAUCAUCGACCGGUGCGGGAAAGCCUAAAGAGAUUACUGGUACCCACACAGAAGUGAACGUGGAUGGCGCUGUGGAACACAUUAUGAACGCGAAAAGCAUAAUCAUAACCCCAGGGUACGGUCUGUGUGUGGCAAAGGCCCAGUAUCCUAUUGCUGAGAUGGUGGAGAUGCUCAAGAAGAAGGGCAAGAAAGUGAGGUUUGGUAUUCACCCUGUUGCUGGGCGGAUGCCUGGGCAGCUCAAUGUGCUUCUGGCUGAAGCAGGCGUACCAUAUGAUGACGUGCUUGAAAUGGACGAGAUCAAUGACGACUUUCCUGAGACAGACUUGGUGCUAGUGAUUGGGGCCAAUGACACUGUCAACAGCGCUGCUGAAGAUGACCCAAACUCCAUCAUCGCAGGAAUGCCUGUUCUCAGAGUGUGGAAGUCGAACCAGGUAAUAGUGAUGAAGCGGUCGCUGGGGGUUGGUUAUGCAGCUGUAGACAACCCCAUCUUCUACAACCCUAAUACUGCCAUGCUGCUUGGAGAUGCAAAGAAGACAUGUGAUGCACUCUUGUCAAAACUGAGGGACGAGUAUGUGAAGGCAGGCUGAUGCUCAUUAUGUGUCUCAGUUUCGGUGAUAUGAGGACUGUGCAUUCGAUGGCAAUAAUUUGGUAGCACAAUUUUUUAUGUGGGAUGUACUGUGUGAAGCGGAGAACAGAGCACUGCCUGGUGACAAGAAUGGGGCUUUGAGUUCGUUUCUUUCUUUCCAGAAGUUUUACAUGCCUAUAUUUGAAAGCAUCCAUUUUGUAACAUAAUAUUAUGCUGUACAGAAUGAAUACCACCUGUGUGUGACACUGUUUCUAGUGGUACACAGAGUGUACGUUGUUUGAAUGCUUCGGGUACUUGGAUAUGUUAGGUGGCCAAUGCAAGUCUUACUUCAUCCUUCAAAACAGAACCAUAUAAUACUGAAAUUGUUCAAGUGAGAAUGUUGGUCAGCUGCUCCUCAGUACUUGUCACAUGCCGGAAGGUGCAGUGAUGAUAUGAGAAAAUCACAGAUGUGGAGGGGAUCCCCAGCCCAAGCAAUAGGCACCUGGUGUUUGCUUCAGGACACUGUGUUCUGUUCGUAAAUCAGAUAAUAUUUACUUGGCUUUUACCAGCUGCGCAUCACGCUGUUGUGACAACACACACAUGUUGUUUGGCAGGCCAGCUGUGACUUUUAUCAGUACAAAUACAAUUUUGUGAGUUUAAAUACAUUCAGUCACCAGCUCCUGUGCUAGCUGAGAAUUUAAAUCUCCUAAGAGUCCUGUUUACUGGGGCAUAUUGCUGUAUGGUCCACUGAAAGGCGACUGACAUUUCAGAGUAACCUGUCAUCUCCAGGCAAGCAAGAAUCCAGUAAUAAUGCUGCUUUCAUCAUGCUGCUUUCUUGCUUGCUUUACACUUCAACCCUAACGAUGGAGGCGACGUGUUAUUCUGAAAUGUCAGUCGACUCUCAAUGUAAUUUCCUCCAUGUGAACCUUGGAUCCCACUUGAAUUCCAUGUUCAGGAAGAUAGUGCAUUGCUCAUCUUCCUGAGUUUAUGGUAUGGAAACUCUGAAUUAGGAGAAAUAUUCCUUUAUGUACACUUUCACAAGCUUCUUGAAUACAAAUUUAAAUGGGGGACAUUUGUACCAUUUAAAUAAAAUAAUUGUUACUGUUACAUACCAUCUCUCUAUGGAAUGUUGUCUUUUUUAUAAACACAAUAAUCAUUUAUGUUCUGCUUCAUUGCUGUUUAAAUUCAGUAAACUCUAGGUGUGACAUCAGUUUCAACAAAAUCUCUUUUAUUUCGGUGUGUUUACUUGGUGCUUACACACAGGUGGAACUCUAUAACUCACUCAGAACACAGAAAUAUUACAUUUUAUAAAUGGCAUGUUUGUAUUGGCAACAAGAGUGCUGUCUGUCUGUCUCUUGUGAAUUCAAGGACACCCCCCAGUUUACACAUUUCCUCUGCAGCUGCCUGAAGUCCUGGGAGAUGUCAAGAAUGAAUCUGUGUCUUUUGCAGUUGCAGAUAUUUGUUCUCUGUAACUUUGCAUCCUGUAGAAAGGUAGGUACAGACAGGAGGAAGAGCAGCAGGAUAGCAGGGAGUAGGAUCUGUGAGGACAAUUCUCCCCUUUCUAUGAACUCUGCUCCUUUGAUAACCAUUGCCAUCUGUGUGUGUCGGGGAUUUAUUUUAGGCUGUGAGUGCUUUUGGAUGGGUUCCGAUGUUGUGGAGUGACAGACAGACCAACAGAACUUCCUUGAGGGAGGGAGGAAAUAAUUGUACCUGUAUCAGCAGGAGAUAUGAGGUUUUUGUCACAUCAGUGAAUGUUCUGGAAUGUGAUGUCGUGUAGUGUGGUAUGUGUGUACUAAUGGGCUACUUGCCCUCUGUGAAGACCAAACUACAGAUCAUCAACAUUCCAGAAGACAGUGAGCUUUGCUAUGGCAAGAACCUUAACUCUCUCAAUACAUUCUGUUGUCUGUUACUGUUUGAUAGAACCUUUUGGUUCUGUAUCCUUUUCGUGUGAACAAGUUUUCCAUGUAAAUGAAAGUGGGCUGAAUAAGGUAUCCACUUGCACUUACAUUUUGGUGAUUUUGUAACAUCUAUGAAACGUGCAUUUAGUAAAAUUAAUUUCAGCUUGUACACUCCAUGGAUCUUACAAUUACAAAAUAAAUUGAACAGUUGGUCAUCAGUACUUGGUGUAACCAUGGCCACAUGAAUGAAAUGCUACCAAUAAUGUUUUCUGAUUUGUGUUGUGAACCAAUUUUAUCCAUGUUUAUUAACACUUUAAAAAAUAUAAGGAACCACAACUUCCUAGGACUCAGCAGAUGCAAACGGACAUAGGAAUGAAACAGGUAAUCAGCCACAACUUGCAAGACAUGUUUUGUUGAUGCAUUUAUGGUUUAUUCAACAUAACUCUCAGUUUACCAGAUUAUGUAUUUUCAGAUAAGAGGAUGAUUAGUGGAUAAUGAAUUGGAUAGGACAUGGAAGGAAGCAGUCAUGACUCCAUGUGACAUACAGUCCAUUAGAUGGAGCAAGAAGCAUGACAUUUUCUGCAUCAUGAAGGAGACUGAACAUGUGCUAUAUCACAAUUGAGCAGCAAUAUACAAGGCUGUCGUACUGAAUAGCAAACUUAAGAGUACUGCUGCUGGAGUGUGAUGCCACGUAGUUGGCAGAAGUUAACUGACAUUUCAGAAGAAUACACUGACUCCACAUUUAGGUCUUCUCUGCAGCCAUUUCUGUACUUAUCCCUCCCUUCAUCUCCUGUUGCUCUCCCGCUCUCUCUACUUCUGCAGAUGUGGGUCAGUACUAGCCACUGUUCUCUCCGGGUGCUUUUCUGCACAUGAUUCACUGUGCUUGCUUGGUGUACUUGCUGACCUUGAAGCUGUAGGCAGUAUGUUCCUCUGAAAUAUCAGUUGACUUUUACCAGACUAUAUGGUGUCACAUUCCAGAAGACAGUGCUCUUCAUAGUCACUGCUGAGAGAACCUCAGUCCAACAUAGGCUCAGUGGUCCCGUCUGUCUAAGAGUUCGUCCACAUAUGAAUGAAAUUCCAGUGUGCACUCACAUCGUCAAGCUGCAGGCUUGCUCAAAGAUCUGGAUUCUCAUUUGUGCCCUGAUGCAAUUCAUUUUUAAAAUGUUUGUAUAUAGCUCUUACCCAAGAAAGUAAUGCUGACAAGAAAUGAGUGUUAAAUGUCUGAUCAUAUGUAAGAACCAUCACUGCUCUAAAAUAUUUAUUUCAGUAUCAGGUUGUACAGAAAAAUGUUUGAAGAGAAACUAUUCGUAGUUUGUGGUAAUCUUUUUUGAUGUUGUUUUGAGUUUCUUGUACAAUAAUUUGGAGCAGUGUGAUGUAAUUUUGAUUAAACCACUUGUGUUGUGUGGUCAUUGACGCUAUGUACAUUAUGAUGUUUGGCAAAAUUAUUGUAAAUCUGACUUCUUGACACGAGGAAUGGUGAGAGAUGGCAGCUGGAGAGGAUAAUUGUAACUCGUGGAAAUAAAAGUGUAGGUAGAUAUUCUGUUACCUGGUGAUCCUGUGGCCAUAGAAAGGUGCUCCAUUUAUCUGUUAUGCUUCCCAUUCCAGUCAUACAGCUGUUCUGCUCACCACAAUGUUUGUAGUGACGUUCUUCAUUACUGACAAGUACUUUGAAAGCCUGGUAUCACUCUAGACUUGUGUUGAGGAGGUGCUCAGUUUGAAUCUUGGGCAGGACAGCAACCAUCCUGACUUUGGCUUUCAUGGUUUUUGCUCAGUCCCUUUAUACAUGCUAGGAUAGUACUUGCAUAGAACCAUGAUCUCUUCUUUGCAAGUUCCUUCAAAUUCAUCCUCCUAUUUCAUUCAUUGUAGAGGAGCUGCUGAAAGUGUUGUGAAGUAACCAUGCAAAAAGAAUUAUAUAAAUGUAACUAAAUUAAACUGUUUACAGGAUGUCCCCCAGUUCCAUUAAUGGAGAAUCAUAUCAAAUUUUUUAACUAUAUGCAAUAAAAAGCAAAAUUUU